This is a messenger RNA of Pseudogymnoascus destructans, 582 nucleotides long. RefSeq lists its product as uncharacterized. The record is from RefSeq and is a predicted model, not a curated record. The transcript has a single exon. Lineage: Eukaryota; Fungi; Ascomycota; Leotiomycetes; Thelebolales; Thelebolaceae. The coding region runs from base 1 to 582 and encodes 193 amino acids.
AUGUUAAAGCAUACACUUGGAAGCAUAGUAGCGUUGCUCUCACCUCUUUCUACGUCUUCAUUGAGUAUGCUAUUGCACGUUCCAAGGGAAGAUGUUGACCAGUCAUUUGAGGACCUUUAUGCGAUCCUUGAUAUUCCAGAGGACCCGACUCGCCCGCUCCGCUUACAUCACCCAUCAUUUCGCGACUUCCUCCUCCGUAAAGAUCGAUGUGGGGAUUUCUGGGUGGAUGAGAAGGAGGCACACCAGAUAUUAGCUACUGGCUGCAUACAGCUAAUGUCCCAGACACUUCAGAAGGAUGUCUGCGAAAUGCAUGCUCCUGGUAGUCAAGCUAGCCAAGUUGAGAGCACUUGGAUGGAGAAAUGCCUUCCUCCUGAAGUUCAAUAUGCAUGUCUUUACUGGGUCCAGCAUCUGCAAAAGGGUGAUGUCCAAGUUCACAGUGGCAGGGAAGUUCAUCAGUUUCUGCAGGCUCACCUACUGCACUGGCUUGAGGCACUAGGGUGGAUGGGAAAGAUAUCAGAAGGGAUCCAAGCAAUAUUGUCCUCAGAGGCUCACAUUUCGGUAUUCUAUCUAUCUCAUUUAUAA